CCUCCAUGGCGCCCUUGGCCGAGGUGGGGGGCGUGCUGGGGGGCCUGGAGGGCCUGGGCCAGCAGGUGGGCUCGCACUUCCUGCUGCCCCCCGCCGGGGAGCGGCCGCCGCUGGGCGAGCGGCGGGGCGGCGAGCGGGGCGCCCGCGGGCCGGGCGCGGCGGAGCUGGCGCACCUGCACGGCAUCCUGCGCCGCCGGCAGCUCUACUGCCGCACCGGCUUCCACCUGCAGAUCCUGCCCGACGGCAGCGUGCGGGGCACCCGGCAGGACCACAGCCUCUUCGGUAUCCUGGAAUUCAUCAGUGUGGCAGUGGGACUGGUCAGUAUUAGAGGUGUGGACAGUGGUCUCUACCUUGGAAUGAAUGACAAAGGAGAACUCUAUGGAUCAGAGAAACUGACUUCUGAAUGCAUCUUUAGGGAGCAAUUUGAAGAGAACUGGUAUAACACUUAUUCAUCCAACAUAUACAAGCAUGGAGACACUGGCCGCAGGUAUUUUGUGGCGCUUAACAAAGACGGAACUCCAAGAGAUGGUGCCAGGUCCAAAAGACAUCAGAAAUUUACGCAUUUCCUGCCAAGACCAGUGGAUCCAGAAAGAGUUCCUGCAUUGUAUAAGGACAUUCUAAUAUACACUUAAAGUGUAAAUUGUGUCUUUACUGAAGAACCAAAUUGCAACCAUUUUUUCUUGUUAUAUAAUGUUUCCAGUGUAAAAUAAUAACCCAGGAAGACAUUCAGAAUGUUUCAGAGCCUAUUUUCCACUCAGAGACUGAAUUUGGAAAGAAUAUUAAGAACAAACAAAAAAACUUUGACAACAUGGUUCAAGAUCUCUAUAAAUGGAUUAAGUUCCCUUACAGACAUUGACUCAGUCAUUGAUGGUUGAUUGAAGCUGAGAAUCUAUAAAACGUGGAUGAUGGGAACCCCACCUAAUUUGCUGCUCUGGUGCCUCACCUCUCUGGAUAAUGUUUACUUUAAAAGUUACAUUAAAAAUAGAUACUUCAUGUUGAAGAAAUGGAUUGACAUGGUUGGCCAGGAUUACUGCUACAUAUAUUUUAAAGACCUUGAAGGAUUUUGCAGGUUAUGUAAAAAAUGCUAUGUAAAAAACCUGGGCGUAACGUGGACUAUGAAACAUGCACACCAAGACGGAACAUUAUUUUAAAAAGGAUGGACCUAUUUAUACAUUUUCAAUUUUCAAAUAUUUAUUAUAUAUUUAUUUAUUAAAGAGUUUAUUUUUUACUGGUAUAUGAAGAUAUUACAAAGAGAAAAAACAACAACAACAAAAAUUCAUUUAUUGUGCCAUUAUUUUGUUGUAGUAUCUUUGUCUGUAAAGAAGACAUCAUUAUUACAACAAUUAAACAUAGGAUAAAAUCUUGAGUUACUUUUUUAAAAUAAA
Pipistrellus kuhlii (Kuhl's pipistrelle) is the source of this 1385-nucleotide messenger RNA. It is a transcript of the gene FGF20, whose product is annotated as fibroblast growth factor 20. Gene Ontology annotation, cellular component: cytoplasm. Gene Ontology annotation, biological process: fibroblast growth factor receptor signaling pathway; positive regulation of cell population proliferation; positive regulation of gene expression. Gene Ontology annotation, molecular function: fibroblast growth factor receptor binding; growth factor activity. Bases 6 to 632 code for a protein of 208 amino acids. The transcript has 3 exons. The record is from RefSeq and is a predicted model, not a curated record. Lineage: Eukaryota; Metazoa; Chordata; Mammalia; Chiroptera; Vespertilionidae.